GGUUCGUAACGUCGCUCCAGGGAGGAGUGAGAGCUACGUGAUGUGGCGCUGCGCGCUUCCUGUCUGCGUAGAGCCGAGAGAUCCCCAUCUACCCCCGGACUCCACUGCAGCUUCUGUCCCCGUUGUCGGACGGUCAAAAACCCACAGAUUUCCCCAUCAUGGCUGUGAACCUGAGCAAAAACGGCCCAGCUCUUACCGCGGCCUAUAAGGAGGUGGUGGAUGAGAAGUCAGAGACUAACUGGGCUCUCUUCACCUAUGAGGGAAACACCAAUGACAUCAGGCUGGCAGAGAAAGGAGAUGGUGGUCUGGAGGAGUUGGUCGAGGAGCUGAACAGCGGGAAGGUGAUGUACGCUUUCUGCCGUGUUAAAGACCCCAACUCCGGCCUUCCCAAAUACGUCCUCAUCAACUGGACCGGUGAGGGUGUUAAAGAUUCCAGAAAAGGCCAGUGUGCGAACCAUGUGAGCUCCAUGGCCAACUUCCUUAAGGGAGCUCACGUGACUAUAAACGCACGGGCGGAGGAGGACGCGGAGCCUGAAGCCAUCAUGCAGAAAGUGGCCAAAGCCUCAGGAGCCAACUACAGCUUUCACAAAGAAUCCAAUCGCUUCAGAGACAGCGGGCCGCAGGGGCCUGUGGGAUCUGUUUACCAGAAGACUAACGCCAUGUCUGAAAUCAAGAAAACCAACAAAGACACUUUCUGGGCCCAAGCAGAGAAAGAUGAGGAGAAGCGUCUUCAGGAGGAGAAGAGAAGGAUGGCAGACGAGAGGCAGUGGCUAGAGAAAGAGAGGAAGGACAGAGAGGUUAAGGAGGCAGACUUACGGGAAAAGAGAGCAAAAGAGAGGGCGUCACAGAUAGAUGAUCAAAGGAAGUACCAGCAGCAGCAGGAGGUAGAAAAUCGAGGCCAGCAGAAACAGCAAUGGGAGGAGGUGGAGGAGGAGAGGAAGCAGCCAGUACAGAAACCCUUUAAACGCGGAGAGUCGGUGGAAAAAGCCAACGAAGCCGCAGCUCUUGUCUCCCAGCGCUCCGUUAAUCCCAGAGAAAUGUUCAAACAGAGAGAGAUGGGCAUCAACCCUGCUAACACAGACAAUGCUCAGUCCAGUCCAAAACCAGGGCGGUUGAACAGCCCUUUUCUGCCCAAGCAGUCAUGUGACCCAGAGCCAUCUCGCUCUCCCUUGCGUCAGGCCUCACCUUUACGAGCCAGAGAGCCCAGUUUUGAGGAACAACCCAGAUCUCAGUAUGUGGAACCAGAGCCAGAACCCGAGCCAGAGUAUGAAGAUGUACAAGCGGUCGCUGAUAAUUAUGAAAUGCCCGUAGAACAAAAGCAGCCACAAUAUGAAGCAGUAGUGGAACAAGAAGCCAUCUAUGAGGAUCCAGCACCGGUGGAGGAGAAGAACACGUAUGAGACGACAGAUGAUCGCGGUGUCUGCGCCAGGGCUCUGUAUGACUACCAAGCUGCUGAUGACACAGAGAUCUCGUUUGACCCAGAUGACAUCAUCACCGGCAUCGAGAUGAUUGAUGAAGGCUGGUGGCGAGGAUACAGUCCGGAGGGCCACUUCGGCAUGUUCCCGGCAAAUUACGUGGAACUUAUCUAACGCAGCUCAACAUCUCCCCCUCCCUCAUCAGAGUCGGACUGAAUUCAUUUGCCCCGCGUAGAUUUAAAUCUCUGGUAUAUUUGAUUGAAGACUAAAACUAAAAUCACGGACCAAAAGAGUGAUGAUCAUGUGAUCGGGGGUGUUUCAACUGAUAUUUCAUACUGUAUUGAUAGUUUUUGUUGUUAAUUUUAUUUCAUUUCAAGCUAUAAUUUUAUAAAACAAUUGAUUUUGAGUAUGCAGGCAGACGGCUCAAAAGCAGCCACCUAAAAUUGCUGUUCGUGCAGGAAUUCUGGGAAACUUCAUUGUUGGAUAAGUGCUGUGGUGACAUUCCUGUGACAUGCAAAGAUCCUUUUGAGACUGAACCUUUUCUUAGUGUAUUUGAAGACAUUCCUUUUGAACAUUUCAACGCUAGUCAUUACAUUGGUACAGAUGUUUGUAGUAGUCGGUCCUGUUUUGCCUUAGUUUUUGCCUUCUUUUCUCCACAAGACCGAGUGUGACUGCCUUGCUUUCUUGAGGAACAUUUGCUGCAGUGAAGUUUGCUGAGGUCAGACUGAAAUCGAUCGACGAGACGAGUUUAUUUGCUGUGUUCUAUACGGCACGUGUUUUAAAUCCAGAAAGCAGCUUCGGUUGUCGAAUGUUCCGGUUCUUGAUAUUAGGCUCGCAGUGAGAACAGUGGGAAGUUACUCUAAGACCGCAGCUUUUCCCGUCUGCUCAGAACUGUGGAGAAUAUUAAUACUGUGAUUUUUUUUUAGGUUUCAGGGAGCCAUCAUUCUCUCAUCAUCUUGCCUUUGGGUCACAGCUGGGAUCUGGAUUGCGUUUAGAUGCCGAGGCUGAAAGAGAAAGAUCAUGUCAGGUUUAUUUAGACCCUUGCAUUUUUACCAGUCAUCCACUUUAUUGUCAGUGCUGUGCCAAUAUGAGAGUGAGGGGAGAAGUGUUUUUGAGGAAAUGUUUGAGGUUUCGUUUUUAACAAACCCGUGUGGAAAAACAUCAAACAUCUCCGAGUCAUUCAGCUGUGCUGUAGUUCCUCCCGAGAGCUCAUUGUGAAUAUCUUAACAAGUCUGGACAACGUUGUAACUUCAAUUAAAAGAAUAAAUAAAGAGUUUUAAGACUGA
Messenger RNA from Onychostoma macrolepis, 2701 nucleotides. RefSeq names its product drebrin-like b (gene dbnlb). Gene Ontology annotation, biological process: positive regulation of axon extension; neuron projection morphogenesis; regulation of actin filament polymerization. Lineage: Eukaryota; Metazoa; Chordata; Actinopteri; Cypriniformes; Cyprinidae. The coding region runs from base 159 to 1589 and encodes 476 amino acids. Gene Ontology annotation, cellular component: lamellipodium; cortical actin cytoskeleton; postsynaptic membrane. The transcript has 15 exons. Gene Ontology annotation, molecular function: actin filament binding. The record is from RefSeq and is a predicted model, not a curated record.